CUGCAUUCUAAAAUAUCAAGCUUGGCCCGUCACUUCUCCGUGAAAGUUUCAAUUGGAGAAUACAGUUUGGCAAAAACCCCGCAAUAUGGCUCCUCCGCCGCCAGUGCCUGGGACCCAAUCUUUUCUGUAUGGCGGACUUGAUGCCUAUGACGCAUCAAAAUCAACCCAGUGCCACUAGGAAUAUUUUUUUGAAUAAAAAAUUAUGGGGGCCAGAGCAUGCCUCGCAUUUUCGGCCAUUCAGUCGGUUUCCAAAUAGAGGAAGACUUGAAUGAACUUUCUUUUCAUUUGGGAUCGUGCAAGGCUGUACCAUUCAGACACUGACGCAAUAACUGUAGCCUUUAAUAUCAUCAUCAAGAUCCGACUCGUGGCCUUGAUUUUUUAUUUUUAUUUUUGAUGCAGGUAUCAUUAUUCGGGUUAUUGGUCACAUGUACUCCCGAUACACUUAAAAAUAAAACGAUUCCAAUGAACAUGGAUGAGGGAUUAAAAGUCAAAAGGCAAAAUAGCCGCAGAAAAAAUAAGGGAAUUCAGCGUGAAAUCAAGUCCACUGCCAAGUCUUAUACAUCAAAUCAUCGUCACGAGAAAAAAGAAAUGAGGGGCCAUCACGCUUAUCGACGGCAACUUGAGAAAGCAGCGGGCACCCUGAAAAAUAAAGAAAGGAUACACUUCAGUGACCAAGCCCAUUUCUGCUGCGCCUUUUAUCAAGCGCAGUGAAAGUUUUUAUUUUAUUCAUAUCCAGCCGCUCUGCAUGUACAGUACUAGAAAAGAACGUUCUCAGCCAAAGUUGGCCGGGUCUACCUUAUUGAAUCAUGAAUUGUAUAGUUUUUCA
Radiomyces spectabilis is the source of this 826-nucleotide messenger RNA. RefSeq lists its product as uncharacterized. The transcript has a single exon. NCBI's taxonomy places the organism in Eukaryota, Fungi, Mucoromycota, Mucoromycetes, Mucorales, Radiomycetaceae. The annotation marks the transcript as partial. The record is from RefSeq and is a predicted model, not a curated record.